Molecule: messenger RNA, 1446 nt
Organism: Capsicum annuum
Lineage: Eukaryota; Viridiplantae; Streptophyta; Magnoliopsida; Solanales; Solanaceae
Product: peroxidase 72-like
Exons: 4
Coding region: 253-1257 (334 amino acids)
Biological process (GO): response to oxidative stress; hydrogen peroxide catabolic process
Molecular function (GO): heme binding; peroxidase activity
Source: RefSeq, a predicted model, not a curated record
ACACACCAAUCGCUCAAUAAAGAGACCGUAUCAAGCAUCAUUACUUGUAAAGUGCAACUUCUUCUUCGCUAGGUAAAAAGUGGCACUUGCUCAUAUUUUUAUUUAAUAUAAAUUAUAAAAUCCUAACUAAAGAGCUACCAACUCCAUAUAGUUCUCAAUGAACACUAUAUAUAUGUUCAUGAACAAGCCAUCCUUUUUACAUCUUAAAGUUUCUUCUUUUAUAUCAGGUCCUUAUUAGAACUUGGAGGCAUCAUGGCUAAAUCAUUGAGUUUAUUCUUCAUGAUAAUAUCUCUUCUUUCUUUUGCACCAAUAUUAUGUUUGUCUAGCAAUACCAAUUAUAAUGGUUACUUGUACCCACAAUUUUAUGAUUGGUCAUGCCCUAAUGCAAAAGAUAUUGUCAAGUCUGUUGUUGCUAAGGCUGUGGCUAGAGAAGCCCGAAUGGCUGCUUCUUUGUUGAGGCUCCAUUUCCACGAUUGCUUUGUCAAGGGAUGUGAUGCAUCUUUGCUUCUGGACAGCCGUGGAACCUUAAUAAGUGAAAAAAUAUCAAACACCAAUAGGAAUUCGGCACGUGGAUUUGAAGUAAUUGAUGAGAUUAAAUCUGCCCUUGAAGAAGAAUGCCCUCAAACUGUCUCUUGUGCUGAUAUAUUGGCACUUGCUGCAAGAGACUCUACUGUUCUAGCUGGUGGACCUAGUUGGGAGGUCCCAUUGGGAAGAAGAGACUCAAGAGAUGCUAGUUUUAGUGGCUCCAACAAUAACAUUCCUGCUCCAAACAACACUUUUAAUACCAUUCUCACCAAAUUCAAGUUAAAAGGACUUGAUCUUGUUGAUCUUGUUGCUUUAUCUGGAAGCCACACAAUUGGCAAUGCAAGAUGCACAAGCUUUAGGCAGAGACUUUACAACCAAUCAGGAAACAAUUUACCAGAUUACACGUUAGAUCAAUAUUAUGCUGCACAAUUGCGCACUAUGUGUCCAAAAUCUGGUGGUGACCAAAACUUAUUUUUCUUGAAUUAUGUCUCACCAACAAAAUUUGAUAAUAGCUACUAUCAGAACUUGCUGGCUUCAAAGGGUUUGUUGAAUUCAGACCAAAUUCUUGUGACAAAAAAUCAAGCAUCGGUAGAAUUGGUGAAAUUGUAUGCAGAAAAUAAUGAGAUUUUCUUCCAGCGAUUCGCGAAGUCUAUGGUGAAAUUGGGAAAUAUCUCACCUUUAACCGGAUAUAGGGGAGAAAUCAGAAAGAAUUGCAGGAACAUAAACUAUUAAAGAUGAAUACAUUUACAAUUAUUGUGCCUCUAUUUGAUGUAUUUUUAGGUUUUUCUUUAACAAUAUUAUCAACUUUUUUUCUUCUUUUUAAUGGUUAGUUUGUAUUCAUCCUCAUAUAACAAGUUCAUCUUUGAGUGCCUGUCAUAUUGUGGUAAGUGUUAAUGAUGAUUUUAUAUACAUUCAUUUGAA